CCAGCUCGCCAACGUAGUCCAAGCAUCGAGCGACUUCGUUGCUCGCUACAUGUCGGCUGCAAAAGUCACGCCCAAAAAGCCCAGCCCGGAAACCUCCGUCUACGGCAUUCGCAUUGGCCGCAAGUCGUGGACUGCAGCGAGUGGUGACGCGCCUAACAUCACGCACACGGGUACGAAGGAAGUCGAAGCACAGAUCGCCGAAGUUCGUGCCCUUGGCGCGACCAUACAGACGCUUAUGAACUCGUGCGCCGUCGAAGCAUUGACGUGCGAUGUCGAUGGCAAGAUGACGGGCACGGACCGUGCUGGUGUCCGUGACGCCAAGGUCAAGGUACGCAUCACCGACCUCCAAGCCCACGGACGCGGCCCCAUCAAUUUUGACCAGCCUCUGUCUCUGCUCUACGCCCUCGGCCAGCUCUCGGUCGAGUCGUCGGCAGACCUCGGCGCUAUUGACGUUGGCCUUCAGACGGCCGCCGGCCUCACGAUCGCCCACGCCAAGCUCCGUGACGUCUACGCGCAGUGCGACUUGGACCUUACGCGCCUCCAACGGGAGGACUCGACGGUUCCGCUCGUCAUCACGUCCUGGGGACCAACGAAUGCGAAGAUCGAUCUGCACCAAGCCCUCACGGGCCGAGUCCGCGUCGCUUCCACCGACGUCGACACUCACUUGCAAGCGCUCUUGGAGGCCUUCUGUGCCGCUGUAUCGAGCCAAUUUAGCCUCGCGGGCGUGUGGCCAGCCAAAGUCGCGGCUUGCAUCCUCAAGUAUUGUUCGAGCGACGAGUUUCUCGUCGCUUGGAGCGUGCGUCUGCGCCUCGCCCCGCGCGGUGCGUUGGUGUUGCAGCCCGUGGACGACCACCCGCAGCCGUUCCUGUACUUCGACCACCUCCAGGUCGUGCCGCUCCUCCUCGAUGUCGAAGCCAUGGUGCAGUUUUGGAUCGAGACGCAGCUUGCCGCCAAACUGUAGUCGGUUCGAAAUGUCUACGUCUUUUUAAAUAGCGACCAAGUACGUACCCUACAUAUCUGA
Saprolegnia parasitica CBS 223.65 is the source of this 1021-nucleotide messenger RNA. RefSeq lists its product as hypothetical. NCBI's taxonomy places the organism in Eukaryota, Oomycota, Saprolegniomycetes, Saprolegniales, Saprolegniaceae. Bases 50 to 961 code for a protein of 303 amino acids. The transcript is spliced from 6 exons. The record is from RefSeq and is a predicted model, not a curated record.